AUGAGACUCCCAUCGAUAAAUCCCGCCAGGACCAAGAACUUGGUACAUGGCGCCCAGGCCGUGUUGAUAUUCUUUGCAUGGGUACUUACAAUUGCUGUGUUCACCAAGAGCGGUGGUGUUGACGGCCGCUCUGGCUGGUACUUUGGCGUGUGCUGGCUGUCUAUUCCUGCCCUCAUCUAUCUCGUCGCCGUGCCGACCUUUCCACGUGCUCGUCGAUUUGGCAAUGUCUACGCCUUUGCUACCAUCGACGGUCUCAUGGUACUUUUGUGGUUCAGUGGAUGGGUUGCUGUUGCAGACUAUGUCGCGGAAGGCAAAAGCAAAGGCGAGUCGGAGCAGGAUAAUUCUAAGGAUAAAAAGUCAGGCUGCGAUGCUUUCGCAUAUGGCAGUUCAUCCAAGUGUAGUGUCAGUACUGCAACGGUGAUCUUUGGCGUGAUGGUUUUCCUUCUCUUUAUCGCCACGAGUUAUCUCUCCUUUCGCAAUGUCAUCUACUUUCGUCGAACUGGUACUAUGCCUGAUGCCGUCGCCGAUCAGACCUUUGAUGCCCAGACGAAGGCAGCCUUCUCUUCAAACACGGCACAUGACUUUGAGGAAGAGGAUGAGUUCCGGUCGGGACGCACUGGAGGUGAAGGCCCCUCGAACUACGGUCACGAACGCGAUGAGGACUAUGCUCUCCUUCAACAAAGCGAAGCUGACGAUUUGGGUGGGUCGCACCAUGGCGGCGUCCAAGGCGCAUAUGAUCCUACCUCGACAAGCCAAGGAUCAGUGAUGCAUGACUACGAUGCAAGUUACAAUAGCGGCUAUACUCAGCCUCACACGGAAACGACUGGAGACUACAACGACACCAGCUACCAGUCACAUAGCAGCUAUAACCGAUGA
Talaromyces proteolyticus is the source of this 876-nucleotide messenger RNA. RefSeq lists its product as uncharacterized. The record is from RefSeq and is a predicted model, not a curated record. The transcript is spliced from 3 exons. The coding region runs from base 1 to 876 and encodes 291 amino acids. Gene Ontology annotation, cellular component: membrane. NCBI's taxonomy places the organism in Eukaryota, Fungi, Ascomycota, Eurotiomycetes, Eurotiales, Trichocomaceae.